Staurois parvus is the source of this 296-nucleotide messenger RNA. The record is from the annotation of a GenBank genome assembly. Lineage: Eukaryota; Metazoa; Chordata; Amphibia; Anura; Ranidae.
UUAACCCCUUGGCGCUGGCGUCUCCCGGCCCUUUUAGGGUUCCAGAAGCCGGGCAGGGUCUUAGGGUCAUGUGACCGUCGUGAUUCGCGGUCACAUGAUCGGAAAAGGUCCCGAUCAAAAGAGGAGAUUGGGACCUUUCCGUGAGUACCGGACAUGUGUGCUGUGUGCUGUGCUGGGAGCGCGCUCUCAGCACAUAUGUUCUUUUUUAAUAGAAUGCAAAAGUACGGCCGCUCUGCGUCUAAGCCCAGAUGUCGGGAGGCCGCACAUUUGCGUUCAGCCGGCGUGAAGAGGUUAAG